This is a messenger RNA of Podarcis lilfordi (Lilford's wall lizard), 10072 nucleotides long. NCBI's taxonomy places the organism in Eukaryota, Metazoa, Chordata, Lepidosauria, Squamata, Lacertidae. The record is from the annotation of a GenBank genome assembly.
AUGGUGGGUGGAAUUGCAGUGAGAGAGAGAAAGAGGUGGGAGAUCCUGAGAAGAGAACAAGAGUGGAAGGUGGUGAGCCGGAGAAAAGGAGGUAAAGCUCACUCAUAAACAGGACUGGUCUGGUCAUUAACGCUCAUACAGCACAAUCUUCUAUGGGCCAGUGUGUUUAUGGUUUUGGGUGGCCCAAGACUGAUGUGCAAGGCUUCAGUUCUCGUUUUGUUAGUGUAUGACUUAGGUGCCUUAUGUCCGAGGAUGAUGGAACAUAAAAACAAAACUUUGAACCGGACACAAUGCUAUAGCACCCGGAAAAUAGUCUUCCAGAAGGAGGGGUAUAGGAUUUGGGUGGUCCAAAAUUUAUGCUUCAGUAUAGUAAUGUGUAGGGACGUGGGUGGCACUGUGGUGUAAACCACUGAUCGGAAGGUCGGCGGUUCGAAUCCCCGUGACAGGGUGAGCUCCCAUUGUUCGGGCCCAGCUCCUGCCAACCUAGCAGUUCGAAAGCAUGUCAAAGUGCAAGUAGAUAAAUAGGUACCACUCUGGCGGGAAAGUAAACGGCGUUUCUGUGCGCUGCUCUGGUUUCACCAGAAGCAGCUUAGUCAUGCUGGCCACAUGACCUGGAAAACCUGUCUGCGGACAAACGCUGGCUCCCUCGGCCAGUAAAGUGACAUGAGCGCCGCAGCCCCGGAGUCAUUCGCAACUGGACUUAACUGUCAGGGGUCCUUUACAUUUUUAUAGUAAUCUGUAAACAGUUACUUCCUUGCUUAGGUUGCUUCUAAACCUCUGGGUUGAUGGAUAGUCUCAUAACCUAUGACAAAGUAGAUAGAUGGAGGCAUUUCAAAUGAGAGCUGGCUUUGCACCAAUGAAUAAUUCCCCUCUUCAAGAAAAAUUAUGAGCAAACCAUUUGUGGGCAAUUUUAUAUCUGUUGUGUUGCCCAUGUAGACUGAAAUAUAUGCGGAUAUGGGUAUGGGAAGUACAUCUGGUACCAGAAAGAUAAGAUGGUUUUAGAAAUCAGCAUUCCAAGCAUGCAAACUGUCUAUAGAUAGUUAAUAUUUAGUCACUGGCUUGCAUUUCUAGAGGCAUUGUUCUUUUGUUCAUUAUGCCCAAGAGACUUCUUAUUUGCUCAACAGGACAUCUAAUGGAACGUUUCUUCAAAGAAAAGGAAGUGCUAAUGGCUCAUAUACGGGACAGCACUUCAGUUGAUUGUUCAGUGACUAAGGGCCAAUCUGCAGAGAAACUUCUCAAAGGUGCCCACUUAUGGCUCACAAGGCAUGUACACACAGAGACACAGAGAGAGAGGAGUUGUAAAAUUGAAUUUCUACUUUUAGUUAUUUCACUGCCUAAGUGAAAUGUGCAUUUAAACAGCAUUGGUUUUCUUUGCUCUGGGGUCCGAGUUCUUUUUCUACUGAACCGUGUCAGUAGUGUCCCACAUGCUGAGCAGGGUGGGAGACAUCAAAAUGAUAAUAAAAUACAUAGUAGGAGAAGGCCAGCCGUUCUCUGACAUUUAUUUUUCUAUGUGCAAAAGAUUUGCUUUGUAUGGAGGAAAGAUCCCCUUGGUGUGCUCUUUUUACUCACAAGAAACAAUCCUCGCUUGAGCCCAAGUAUGGUGUGGCAAACAGAGGGUUCACUCAAGGGAGAGGUACCAGUACUUCUGAGGAAUCUGGUCACUCACUGCUGCCACCAUCAAGAUCUCCCUUCCUUUGAAGUCCAAGAAGCUUCGUUCAGAGCUACAGGGCUGCGUUGCACUUUUCAAGCCUGUCAGUCACCACCAGCAUUUUUUUUUAAAGACUCCAGACAAGUGCAUAGAGAAAUGGUAAGUUGCAUUAAAAAGAAAAAAGAUAACCAAGGAAACUUAAGUAAUCCUUGAUCUAGAUUCUAAAGUUAGUUUCAGUAACUCACAUACCAGCAAAACAUCCUUCUUUACGUCAAGACAGGGAGAUAUUUCACUUUCCCCAGGCAGUGAACAUAGAGAAAUAAGUAUGUUCAAAACUAGCUACUUUGAUGUUUUGUCUUGGGUGGGAAGAGCUGGCAUGGGGGAAAGUCAGUCAUAUAGGAUUCUGAACUUCUGUUUUGCACAUAUGCUGGAGAUGGGUGCACUGAAGUCGUUAAGGGCUUUGUAUGCUAAUAAUAGUAGCACCUUGAACUUAGCCCAGUAGCAAACUGGCAACCACUGGGAGUCUGAGUAGCGGUGUUACAUACUGAAGGGGGUCUCAUGUCUGCCAAUAAUUGUGCCACAGCCUUCUGCACCUACCUGCAGUUUUCAGAUCGCGCACAAACAAAAUAAAAAUGCCCCCCCAUUCGUCAAGGGAGGGGGGCAGUCACACUGGUUUGUUAGUUUGAAAAAGGUACAUCGCAAACACAUGAGCAUAAUGUGGGGUGCUUAUCCUCAUAUUCCUAUUGGCUUGGGCAAGAGGCAGAGGCCACUAACAUAACUAUACACCAUGGGAAAUUUUAAAUGUGAGUCCUUUCAUCCUAGGGGUUACAACAGCAGAGGCUGCAGCGAAAGGACAAGGAGUACAAUAAGGACUUUUUAUAUUGUAAACCACACUGAUCUUCAGAUGCAGGGCGGUAUAGAAAUUUAAUUACCGUAUUUUUUGCACCAUAACACUCACUUUUUUCCGUCUAGAAAGUAAGGGGAAAUGUCUGUGCGUGUUAUGGAGCGGAUGCCUACGGGUGGCAUGGGGGGAUCUGCUGCAGUCGUGAGCAGAGGAUCCAUGGUUCCCCUUCCUUCCCUCCUCCGUGGCUCGCUUUGAAACAGCAGAGCAGGAGAGGAGCCGCUUACACAGGUGUAAGCCGCUCUUGUCUGGUUGGCUGCUUUAAACCGUGCUCUCUGCCCCUCUCUCCUCCCCACUCAGGUCACUAAAUAGCAGAAAAGCUUUUCAGCUCUCUAAGCCAGGGAGGAGGGAGAGAAGCAAAGCCUGCUUGUUUUAAAGGAGCAAAGCGGGAGAGGAGAGGAGCCUUCUCCCCUUAUACCCCUCUUCUGCAUUAUUAGCAGCAUCCUUCUCCACACACCCCACGCAUGCUCCUUGUCCCUUGAGUGCUCUUCCUUCCCUCCCCACUUAAAACGUGGUUACAAAGCACAGAUCCACAUGGAUCCUCAGGAUUUUUGCAUUGGGCUACCCCAAACUCACCGUCAGAUCACAUGUCUGUGGCCACAGCAUGAACCACAAAAAUCAUACAUCCACUGUUUCAUUUAGAAUAUUUUUUUUCUUGUUUUCCUCCUCUAAAAACUAAGUGCAUGUUAUGGUCAGGUGCGUGUUAUAGAGCGAAAAAUACGGUAAUAAUAAUAAAACACAUUCCUUAGAAUCUGGGGCUGAGAGGACAAGCUUACACUCCCAAAACAAACAUUUCUGGCACCAGGGCCCUCUUGGAGCCACACUGUUGGUCGGAGGGACUCAAAACCUCCAACUAUGUAUAUAGGCUACACAAUACCCUAGAACUAACUUUUAGAAAAUUAAUAUAAGAAUUUCAUUAAACGUAUGUUCUUUGAUAUAUAAUUCAUAUAGGUGGGACUUCCAGUGAAAAAGGGUGGGGCACCUGGAACUUUUUCUUUGUGAUGUAAGGAAGCCUAUUUGUUUUUAUACACUCAAAAUCCAGAUUCCAAUUAAUAAGUGUUAUUAUUGUUAAGAAAAAGGGAUGAGAAAGAAAGGUGGGUAUAAAUGAAAAAGAAAUCCAAUAGUUUACUUGCUUAGAUAACCUGUACUAGACACUCUUGCAGAGAGAUUCAAAAUCUUAUGUGCAAAAUGCAUGGAUCACCCAAUGACAAAGCUGAUAAAAAGGAUGAUUUUUAAAAAAAAUACAUAGGGAAAGGCCCAUCUUUUAUCUUGUAAGGUCAUGGGAGGAGGGGUUGACAGGCAGAAGAGAAUCCAUAGGCCUUGACAGUAGCCUUGGAAGUAAAUUGGUAUGGGGUUAUGUGGAAACGAGAUAUUAGCACUUUCUCAGCACUCCCAUAAAUACAUCAGAGGUGGCCUACUUAGACCUGGGGGGAAACUGGGCAGCUAAGAUGAGCCAUGGGGGGAAAUUCCUCUUUACACCUGGUAGACAAGACACAUCAAAAAGGAGGAAUUCCAUCAUAUGUGUUUGAGCAGUGCGUCAGUAUUUAGAGCACUUCCAUAUACAGUAUAUGGGGGUUUAAUGUUUCAAAUAGGCCACUGACAACAGUUAAAAAAUGAUAAUUGGGUAUUUUUCUUUUCAAGCUCUUCUCCACAAUGGACAACCUUUGAAAAAUCAGUGCCUGGGGGGCAACUCGUGGUUUGGUCCAGUCUGACCAAAACAAUACCACAUUAAUGCUAAAUAUAUAUUUAUAUAUAAAUCUGACGUACGAUUUAAACUUUAAAAAUGAUGCCCUUCUGGAAUCUGCCACAGAAGCAGAGUAAGCAUGCUGGCUUAGCAUUUACAGUCAUAAACGAAGCGCAACUACGGUAAAUACCCUUUCAAGUGUUUACUGGACCCUUUGCAACACUUACCAAUAACUUUGAAGAACUGGGAUUCAAACAAUGGAUUUGUGGCCUUGAGUUUAUCUUCAAAUGUCAUUAAACACAUUUUAGACAUGUGAAUGUAAACUUUGUAAGGAAGUGCAGCAUUACACCAUUGUCUGCAGCAGUGCAGGUUUAUAGCCCUGGUAGCAAAAGAUCUCCACUGGUGCCGUUUUUGUCUUUGUUGAGAUUUAUUUCUGCAGAGUGAUGGCCCACUUUUUAUAGUGCAGUUGUGUACUGUAGGGUAGAAGUAUGAAAUGCUGUUCCACAAUUUAAAAAAACUGUACAGUGUGCAACUUUUGGACCAUCCUUUGGAAUUAACAUUAUGCUGUUUGCAAUUGGUGAUGAGUCCAGAUAUGUUUGUCCUGAGCCCUGGAUUCCCUCCCUCUAUAUUUGACACUCUCAUUUAUUCCUUCCUGUACAGUUCCAUUCAGAUAUUCAGUACUUAUUGGUACUGAGCGUGUGAAAAAAUCUGUGGUAAGAUGUGCUUUGAUGCCACCCUGCAUCAAAAUACCAUUUAUGAUUUGAUUUUACAACACCUGCAGUCCAGUCCUAUACAGAUCUGCUCAAAGUUGCAUCAAGUUCAAUUUGGCUUGCUUACUCCCAUUUAGGAAGGGACAGAAUGACAGAUUUAUGAUUGUAAUUGUUGUUUCUGUUGAAAAGUAAAAUUCUGUCUCGUUGGCCUAAGUUUAGAGUUCUCUUGCAUCCAUAUUUAAACAAAACGUAUCAAAGAGAGCUAGCUGCUCGUGAUGUGUGAACACAUUUCUUCCACUUGCCUCAUGUAAACACAUUUUGUAUUGUUUCAAACCUAUUUGAGUAGAGACAACAGAGAGACAAGAAGAAAGUGUGUAGAUACAGCACAGGAAGUGACACUUCUUUCAAAUCAGUGUGUCUCCAGCCAUAUCAAAAACAUUGUUCUUUCCCUCGAACUGAAUGAGGCAGCCUGUAUGAUUCAAGCACAAAAUUCCAAGUUCUGACAAUAGAGAGUGCCAGACAGAUUGGAGACUUGAGUCAAAGAAACAAAAUUUCCCAGCCUCUUGGGGCUGGCAGGAUCCAGGGCUUCCUCACUUUCCACUAAACAUAAAACCCGGGCAAGAACAAAAAGAUGUUUCAGCAUCUUCUUAUUUCCAUACCCAAAGGACCUUUUCCUAGUAGAAAUGUUGUGCCAAACAUAGAUUUCAAUUCUUCUUUUCUACACACAAAGGAGUCAUUUAACUUAAUACCAAAAGAUUAAAGCAACACUCUCUCAUACAAGCACCACAAAACAGGAAACAUCUUAUGUUGGCUGCUGCCACCUCUUCCCACUUUUCCAUUGCUAAUCAUUUCUACCUUGAAAUGGUAAACAUUUCUAGUUUAUUUCUCCAUGUUUCUGAGCUUUGUUCAGAUCAGUAAAAGUUUUGUUUCUGGGUCUUCAGGAUAUAUAUUUGAGCCCAUACCUAAAUCAUAAGAAAGAAUGACAUACUUUUCAGAAAAGUAGGUUUUUCUCCCAACCAAAAUGACUUCAACAGUCAUUUUAGGAAAAAAUGGUAUAAAUAAAGUCCUAGUAGAUCCUUUGGUCUGUGCAUACUCCCCCCGCCAAACCUGCCCCUUGAUGGUCUCCCUUCUAGGGUUGCCAUAUCUUGAAGAUCACAAAAGAGGGCAUCACGAGCCGCUGCCAUCCCAGAUGGGCAUGUUGGCUCCCAAAGGAGAACAUCUCUGGGUUUUCCUGGACCUAUGACAACUCUACUCCCUUCUCUCCAAAAGAACUCACAUGUAGGGCUUAUAUUGUUAUGUUGUUAUGUUAUGUUUUAUGUUAGUAUGCAUGCGUGCAAAAUUUUGUCCUCACUCACAGCACCAUAUUACCCAAGUCCGCCCCUGCUAAUACUAUAUAAAACGAUUUCUGCAAAUGCUUUUUUUUGGUAGAAAUAUACGUAUUAUAUUUUAAAACAAUCACACAGCAAUGCUCCUCUAACACUCCUCCCUCAACAUGCCCCUACAAAAGACUGAGAGCGACUUUCAAAGAAAUAUCAGUAGAAAGUCCCUGCUUACAAUCUAAGAUACACAACACAAAAAGAAAAAGGAAUGAAAGAGAGAAGGAAAAUAUCAUAGGGGAGAAAAAGGGUUUAAUGGAAAGGAUCAAAUCUGAACAAUAAGAUUAUUGCUAAUAAUCUUAAUUACCCACUUUCCAGUGAAGCUGGGUAAGCAGCCAAAACAAGCAACUUGGUGGAAGUUUUACAGUGACCUUUUUCCUGAUUAUCAUCAGAUGUAAAAUCUUGUUUGGACACUGGACAGGAAAGGUAUUUCAUAACCAAGAAGCUUACAACCUGGUGGAGUUUCCUUCCUUUCUGGAACUUUACUAAUGAUGUAUUAUUCCAGUAAAGUUCCAACAUGGCAUUUAAAAAACUUCAGUCAAUAAAAGUAGGUUUCAGUGUUAGUGAUGCCUAGUAGGAAGCUCAUAAAAUCCACUAAGGGGAAAAUAUCAAAUCAUAAUAAAGCGCACAUUUCAAAUCACAAAUGAAUUUUCAGACUUGGGGGGGGGGUAUGAUUGAAAAGGGUUGCAUCAUUAAACAUGUCAAAGAUUAUUAUGCUACAUGAUUUCCAAUUGCAAACUACAAAGGGAAACUUAUAUUGGUAUUCCUAUAGAAAUGAUGCCUACCACAGGAACAAGCUCCUAGGGGCCAAAGUCCCUUCCCCCCCCCAAUAAAAUAUUUGAGGGGGCUGGGCCCCUCCAAAGUUGAUGGACAUUGUCAUUCAAAUGGUGUGUGUGUAUGUGUGCCACGUCUUGUGAUUGAUUGUGCGGGGUGGGGUUUACCUGGGCCCCUCUAAUACAGGUGUGCAGCCUGGGAGUCAUUUUGUACUCAAAGCUCCAUGGAGGUGCAGGUCAAUUCUGUGUACGCAGAACACGGCUCUAUCUGGUACGCAGGCUGAGACCCUACCUGCCCACAGACUGCCUCGCCAGAGUGGUGCAUGCUCUAGUUAUCUCUCGCUUGGACUACUGCAAUGCGCUCUACGUGGGGCUACCCCGGAAACUACAACUAAUCCAGAAUGCGGCAGCUAGACUGGUGACUGGGAGUGGCCGCCAAGACCACAUAACACCGGUCUUGAAAGACCUACAUUGGCUCCCAGUACGUUUCUGAGCACAAUUCAAAGUGUUGGUGCUGACCUUUAAAGCCCUAAACAGCCCCGGUUCAGUAUACCUGAAGGAGCAUCUCCACCCCCAUCGUUCAGCCCAGACACCGAGGUCCAUUGCCGAGGGCCUUCUGGCGGUUCCCUUGCUGCGAGAAGUCAAGUUACAGGGAACCAGGCAGAGGGACUUCUCAGUAGGGGCCCCCCACCAGAUGUCAAAGAGAAAAACAACUACCAGACUUUUAGAAGACAUCUGAAGGCAGCCCUGUUUAGGGAAGCUUUUAAUAUUUAAUGGACUAUUGUAUUUUAAUAUUUUGUUGGAAGCCACCCAGAGUGGCUGGGGAAACCCAGCCAGAUGGGCAGGGUAUUAUUAUUAUUAUUAAUAAUAAUAAUAAUUAAUAAUUUAUUCAAGUUGGCGCCCCAAUGCCUGCAUUCAGUAUAUAUAGGGCCCCUUUUCAGGGCCAGCCUAAACAGCAUAUGCAAACAUGUACAUAGGAUGAUGGCAUCUUACAUGCAGUUAACUUGCACGAUUUUAACUGCACACGGUUGAAAUUGCGCAAGGUAAGUCGAACAAGGUGGAGAGCGUAGAAGCUCUUUACACACUGGGUCUACUUCUGGCACAGAAAUGUAUUUCAAAAUCGCCUCCUUCCUUGCUGGCCAAGUCCCGCUUGGCACUUGCGUACCCUCCAAGUACCCCAACUUUCAAGGGACAGUCCUGGAAUUACAAAAGGCCAUCCUGGCUUCUGAUUUGAUCCCAGAAUGUCCCUAUUUCCUCCAGCAGCGCUGCCGCCACCAAGCUCGGGGGGGAGGUGCUUGUCCCGAGCGACGCCCGCUGUGAGUCAGCAUCCCGUUGCCUCUCCAUGGCUGCAUCCGCUGGCCUCCUCCGUUGGGCGGCUCCUAGUGGCUGCUAGAGGGCAGGCAAGGAGGAGGAGAGGCUGCCACUGCCGAGGCCCAGGGCUGAGGGGCAGGGCCGCCCUGGGGAGUGGAGCAGAGCACAAGGUGUCUCAAUUUAUUUAUUUUUAAUGCUUUGUGAGUUUGUGUAAUCCUGCCCCUUUCUAAAAUCGAUUUAUUGCUGUGUUUCUUUUUGUAACUCUGCCAAAAAAAAAUUAAAAAUCCAGAUUAAGGGAUUUUCUCCAUGGCCAAGAAAGGAGCAGCAGGGGGCUCGCUUUCAAACAUGUAAAAACAUUGGCAAUUACUGAAGUCCUGGAUGUGGCUAGGGGUUAUCAGACAUUGCCUUGUCUGUGUAGAUUAUCGCAGUGGCGUAGUGGAGGGGGAGUGGGGUCCGGCAGGGCUGUGGCCCCGGGCAUAUUUUUUUCAGGGGGCUCGCAACCAGGGGCCCCCAUGACAGGUUCCCUCGUCGAGGCCGGAGCUGUGGGCCUUUGGGGUCUGGCUAAAGCGUGCAAGGGAGCUGCCGAGGUAGCUUUCUCACGCAAUGGCCCAAUGUUGCCAGCCGGCUCCACUUGACCCCGGCUCAGGCUUGACCCCGGGGUGGAAGCGGUGGAGAGGGUUGCAGCAGCAGUAUUGGGCAUGGGAGUGUGCCUUCCCUCCCUGUGCCAGUUUCCGAGGCUGGAAUUGGACCGUCCAACUAUAAUCAUGUGUUGAUUUACAUUUUCCUUUCUUACAAUUUUAUAAUUGCAAACUGCUUAGAAUCCAUUUGGGCAUGUAAGUGGUAAAAGGUAAAGGGACCCCUGACCAUUAGGUCCAGUCGUGAUCAACUCUGGGGUUGUGGCGCUCAUCUUGCUUUAUUGGCCGAGGGAGCCAGCGUACAGCUUCUGGGUCAUGUGGCCAGCAUGACUAAGCCGCUUCUGGCGAACCAGAGCAGCGCACAGAAACGCUGUUUACCUUCCCACCGGAGCGGUACCUAUUUAUCUACUUGCACUUUGACGUGCUUUCGAACUGCUAGGUUGGCAGGAGCUGGGACCGAGCAACAGGAGCUCACCCCGUUGUGGGGAUUUGAACCGCCGACCUUCUGAUCGGCAAGUCCUAGGCUCUGUGGUUUAACCCACAGCACCUCCCACGUCCCAUUCAUGUAAGUGGUAUACAAAUGUAAUAACAACAACACCACAACUCAGCCCAAACCUGAGCAACUUACAUAAAUCCUUUCCCCUCUGAAACCUAUUUAUAAAAAAAAGUUUGAAAAUUUGGAUUUGGAAGAAAAUAACACAAAGAACAAUUUGUAAAUUUGUUUCACUGAAAUAGCAGAUUUUGAUUCCACCAUGUGAGUUUCUCUAGUUUAGAAUACAGAACUUGCUUACGAAACAAACACAAUUCCAUUUGCAGCUACAGCAGCAAAGAAACUCAAAUGCCUUUUUCUUUUCUUUUUUCCUGUUAGGACUGAUUUCUAUGUCCAGGAAUUUAAAAAAUAGCACAGAUGCUCACCAGUGUUUUGAGAAGGAAGAGGCAGGGAGGCUGUCUGACUAAUUUAGAAACAUGGAUAUUCCGGGCAAAUCAUUUUUUUUCCUACCUAGGGAAAUUCUCACUCCCCGCCUCCUCAGUAA